Molecule: messenger RNA, 1929 nt
Organism: Amaranthus tricolor (Joseph's coat)
Lineage: Eukaryota; Viridiplantae; Streptophyta; Magnoliopsida; Caryophyllales; Amaranthaceae
Product: DEAD-box ATP-dependent RNA helicase 27-like
Exons: 14
Coding region: 251-1780 (509 amino acids)
Biological process (GO): maturation of LSU-rRNA from tricistronic rRNA transcript (SSU-rRNA, 5.8S rRNA, LSU-rRNA)
Cellular component (GO): nucleolus
Molecular function (GO): RNA helicase activity; nucleic acid binding; ATP binding
Source: RefSeq, a predicted model, not a curated record
GGCGGCUGAAACACGCCCCAGCAGGCGGCUGCUCCUCUCUGGAUCCGUGCAGAACUUCCCCCUCCACCACCGUGUCUUGAGCCACGCCACCACCACAAGAACCACCAACCUCUUGACCCAUUUCCUAGUCUCACCCAUUGUGCUCAUUUCGUAAGAGGAAAGUAGAGCCUUAGUUCGGUGAUUUUGUGACUUUUGAUCGUGCUGUAACGCUACAGAGAAAAAAGCGUCACCAAAUACUGAGGAAUUGGAGAUGGAGAAAGAUGGGAAUACUGAGGAGACGAAAAAGAAGAAACUUGGUAGUGAUAUUGGAAUAAUGAGUGAUCAGUCAUUCUUUUCUCUUCCUAUUUCUGAGCCUACUAAUAAUGCUAUUAAGGAUAUUGGGUUUUCCAAUAUGACUCAGAUUCAAGCCAGAACUAUAUCUCCUCUCCUGGAAGGUAAAGAUGUGCUUGGAGCUGCGCGGACUGGUUCUGGUAAGACCCUCGCGUUUCUAGUUCCAGCUGUCGAGUUGCUGUAUCAGGUUCGCUUCACUCCUCGUAAUGGAGUGGGUGUUAUCAUUAUUUGCCCAACGAGGGAGCUUGCUAUACAGACCCAUACAGUUGCCGAACACCUUCUCAAGCAUCAUUCCCAAACCCUUGGCUUGGUAAUGGGUGGUGCAAACCGCAGGGGAGAAGCAGAACGUCUCGCCAAAGGUGUCAAUCUUUUAGUAGCCACUCCUGGACGGCUUCUUGACCAUCUUCAAAAUACUAAGAGAUUUGUGUACAAGAACUUAAAGUGCCUGAUAAUUGAUGAAGCUGAUAGGAUUUUGGAGGCAAAUUUUGAAGAAGAAAUGCGGCAGAUUAUAAAGAUUCUCCCAAAGGAGAGACAAACAGCUCUUUUUUCAGCCACACAGACAAAGAAGGUGGAAGAUCUUGCACGCUUGUCAUUUCAAUCUACACCUAUCUACGUUGAUGUGGAUGAGGGUAGGAGAAAGGUUACCAAUGAAGGACUGCAGCAGGGCUAUUGUGUUAUUCCUAGUGCAAAGAGGUUUUUGCUUCUUUAUUCUUUCCUGAAAAGAAAUCUGUCGAAAAAGGUUAUGGUUUUCUUUUCUUCCUGUAACUCAGUAAAGUUCCAUUCAGAACUUCUGAGAUACAUUCAGAUAGACUGCUUUGAUAUCUAUGGGAAGCAAAAGCAGGCUAAGAGGACUACUACAUUUUUUGAAUUUAUUGAAGCCAAAAAAGGAAUACUUUUAUGCACUGAUGUUGCUGCUCGUGGUCUUGAUAUUCCUGCUGUGGAUUGGAUUGUCCAGUAUGAUCCUCCUGAUGAUCCAAAGGAAUAUAUCCAUAGGGUUGGGCGAACAGCUCGUGGUGAAGGUGCCAAGGGAAAUGCUCUGCUCUUUCUAAUUCCUGAAGAGUUGCGGUUUCUUGCUUAUUUAAAGAGUGAGAAGGUUCCUGUGAAAGAAUAUGAGUUUGAUGAAAGGAAACUAGCAAAUGUGCAGUCUCAUCUGGAGAAAUUGGUAGCAAAUAAUUACUACUUGAACAAGUCAGCUAAAGAAGCUUAUAGGGCUUAUAUAUUGGCAUAUAACUCGCAUUCCAUGAAGGAUGUGUUCAAUGCUCAUCAACUUGAUCUGCAGGCAGUGGCUGCUUCGUUUUGCUUUUCUUGCCCUCCAAACGUAGACCUGAAACUCGAUAGCAGUGCCUCGAAGUUCAGGAAGAAGAUGCGUAAAGUAGAAGGCAGGUUCAAUGAGAGCAACCCAUAUGGGAGGCAAAGUAAAGAUGAUACUAGGCAAUUUGUUAGGUAUUAAAAAUUUUUGUUCGUCUUAGUAACUUUUUUGAGGUUUUCUCAGCUAAUUGCUUUGAAGAUGUGUCAUACCAGCAUUUUUGUGUCUUCUAAGUAAGAUCUUGAACAACAAUUUUUUUCAAAAGGAAAGAUAAAGUUUAUUGAUUGACUGAA